This is a messenger RNA of Symbiodinium sp. CCMP2456, 4086 nucleotides long. NCBI's taxonomy places the organism in Eukaryota, Dinophyceae, Suessiales, Symbiodiniaceae. The record is from the annotation of a GenBank genome assembly.
AUGCCACGAUCCAUUAUUCUGAGAUCGCUUGCGAGACGGGGAGUGGCACCAGUCAAGGACGUACCGAGCUGGGUGCAUUGCAGACGGUCUUCCCAACUGGGACACCCAGACUGCAUUCUGGCAGCUUCUAGACAACAGAACGACGAAGAGGUUAUCUUCCAAUACGAUGCUUGGAGACAAGGAAGCGCAGGGAACACAUCGAUUCAGGCUGAUCGGCCUGUUGUAGGAAAGCUGCUGCACAAUGCAGCUCUCUCUGCCUGUGAACGUCUCAGCCUGUGGUCAAAAGCUGCGGCGAUUCUGCAAGAUGCGGCUUUGCGUGGAGCGCUACAGUCAGAUAGCCGCCCGCUGCUGGACUUGGUCUCCUUCAACUUGGUUUUGGGGGCCUACGCUGCGGCUCAUCAGUGGGAGGCAGCCCUGGAUCUGUUUAUUGAUAUGCAACGUACGGUGACGCCUGAUGCUUCGUCUUAUGCCGCGCUAAUUGAGGGCUGCAGAAGUGCUCGCAAACAGCACAUCGUAAGAAUCGCGUCCAAAUGGUCCAAGCAAUGCUUCGAAGAGACGCUGUCGAAGAUCAAUGACAAGAGAACUUCUCCUCGCUACUACUAUUUGUCCCUCAGAACUUUAGUCAAACGGCAGCUUUGGUCAGAAGCUACAGAUUUGCUUUGGCAACUUGCACAUGCUGGACGAGCUCUCGACACGGAGCUUCUAAACAUAGCUAUAUCUGCGUAUGGGCAUGGUCAGCAAGCCAGGAGUGCAUUGAAGCUUCUCGACAAGGCCGGGGCUCGGCUGGGGACGCUGCAGCUGCCACCCGCCAACUUGGAGAGCUUUAAACUGGCAGCUCUGUCUGUGCCUGUGCCAUCUGUGUUCAGCACGAGCUCGAGCUUGCCUGGAUGGCCGGAAGCCUUGAGCCUCCUGGAAGAAGCCAGUCGCUCACGGUUGCAGCCGGACAUGCAGAUCUUUACAAUCGCUGCAGGUGUGUGCUCAAGGGCUCACUCAUGGGGCGCAGCUCUGAAGGUGCUGGAGGCAGCUAGACAUCGGUGUCUGGAGUGGGAUAUCUUUGCAUACAAUGCGGUUCUCCAGGCAUCAGCGCGCUAUUCAGUUGAAUCCGACAUGAACUUCAAGACGGUCUGGCGGCAACUCCAUCACCAGCAGCUGAGUCCUGACGGUAUCACAUAUGGCGCAGCUAUCGCACUUUGUGAUCGCUCCCACAAGUGGGCCGAUGCCCUGCACUUGCUAAGCGAGAUGCAGCGCCCAACAGCAGUCUGCUUAACCUCAAUUUUAUCAGCUUGUGCUAGAGGCUCUGCAUGGGAAUUGGCAGUGCAUCUGUUUUGGACGAUGCCCGGGCAAUGGGGAUUCCGCCCGCACGCGGCAAACAUGGUCAAUGCCCUUCAUGCUCUGGGCAAGGCCCUUCGCUGGCAACAGGCUUGUGCCUUGCUUUCUGAGUUGGAGUGGGCUAAUGAGCACAUCUCCUGGCAGCAUUACUUCGCGGCAGCUGACGGUUGUGGUGAAGCCGGUGAAUGGCAAAGGGCUUUGCAACUCGUCUUGGAGAAGCUGCCGGGCAAGUUUGAGUUUCCUCCAAGCUACCGCUUCAGUGCAGCAAUCGGUGCAUGCAAAAGUGGCUUGGUUUUCUUGGAGGCGAGUGGCAAGAGUGUGGCCGAACUUCGCUCCUCGUCGAUCUGGGAGACCGCUCUGGCACUGUUCUGGUCAGGCUUAGAGGAGACUCUGCUGGCAGAAGAAUCCGAGGUCGCAGUUGGUAACGAAGCCACGGUCUUGAGUGCUACCAUCUCCACACUUGGCCAAGUAGCAUUGUGGGAGAUGGCUCUCAGCAUUUUUCACCAGAUUCCAACCAGCAAGAUCAAUGAGGUAGACCACAUGACGAUCAUGGUUGCCCUUUGCAGUGGAGGUCAACGUGCCCUUGCUCACCAGAUGUUCAAGGAUAAAGCAGAGAGAAACUUAACGACUUUGGACUUGCACAACCUGCCGGUGGUGGUUGCAGAGCUGGCAGUGGAGACUGCGCUGGACGAUUUGAAAGGCAUGCCGGACCCGGAAGUCCAAAGUCUCAAGAUCAUCACAGGGCGCGGGGCUCGCAGCGCAGGCGAAGCCUUGGUCCGCCAAGCUGUCUUGAGGAUGCUCGAGGCGAGGCUGUCUAAUCCGCACUGGGAAUUGAUCCGUCCGGAGGAUGCCUGCUUCCUGGCAUUCAACGGUGUGCUCAGCGAGCUCGGGGCCGUGGAGGCAUCGAUAGCCUUGCUGACCUCUUGCAGCAUUUGGGACCAUCCGUUCGCUGGGAGGACCGAGCCUGAUGGAGGGAGGGAGAUAGCUGGUUCAGCCCGAGAGGAGCUUCUGAAUCUGGAUCCGGCCGUCCAACUCUUGGGCUCCACAGCUCAGGUCCAGGCCAGGACGACCAGAGCCCGCUUCGGAGCCAUCAAGGCUGGUGGCGAGCUCUUCUUGCGAGGCAUGGCCUUUAUGGCGAUGGGUGUUCCAGAGCUGACAGAGCUGGUGACAGACGCUUUGCGUUUUCUGCGGGAUCGACAUGCACCGGAGGCAUUCUUGCGAAAUCUUCGCACGGUACAUUCUGGAUCGAAGCGUCUGAAGGAGCUCUACGGUAGUUUCGAAUUUCAUGCCCGCGGAAUGAUGGGCAAAAGCUACAGGUGUCGAAGCAGACUCACGCGCGAGGAGCACAUCUGCCGACAGGUGUGCAAAGACAAAGUUGCAGCUCCGUCCGAUCUGGUUCGGGCCGAGGUUGAGAUGCUGAGAAGCCUCGAGCAUCCGAGUGUACCCCAGGUGAUCGCUAGCUUUGAAGAUUUCAACAACAUCUACAUCGUGCUCGAGCCAGUGGAGAGCAUCGAGUUAGUCAACAUUCUGCAGCAAUGGCAUCAGAAUGGUCAAGGAUUGAGUGUUGGUUGGCUGGCCGAGAUCGCCCGGCAGUUGUUGGAAGCAUUCAGGCACUGCCAUGAAAUGCGGCCACGCAGUGUGGUUCACGGAGAUCUUCGCCUCACCAGCCUCUUGCUCUCUGCUGUAACGGAUGCUCGGACGGCCCCACAGCUGGUCUUAGCAGACCUUGGCCUUGCCGGCUUGCCGCUCCCGCCGCCGCCCCUGGAGAGGUUCCCGGCGACUCCUUCAGCACAGCAAGCCGCGGCGCCGUCUUCCGGAUCGGAGGAAUGGAUGCAAAGCCCGAGCACGCUCCUGGACGUAUGGUCGUGUGGGUGCCUGCUGUUCAUUCUUCUCUCCGGUCGCCAUCCUUUCAACUGUGAUCUUGGUGGGCGACUGGUGCCAAGUGCUGUUCUGGGAAUCUGGGGCUCUGUUCCCCCCGAACCUGAUUGGCGACUGCUACCUUCUGCCUCCUCCACGUCUCUCUGCGCGCAAAUGCUGUCGUGGGACGUGAAGGCGCGCCCCUCGGCAGCCGAGUGCCUGCGGCACUCCUGGCUCUCAGCGGAGGAUUCCGACAGUAUGGCCCUGCCCAUGGAGGCCCUCGGCAACCUCUUGAAAGCUCAUCACAAGUCCAAGUUGCAAGAGAUCACCGCGGGACUUGCGAUAUCAGAGCAGAUCGCCAGCCCCUUCUCCGCCGUUGGCGCAUCCUUGGCUGUCAAGCACGCUUUUGCUGAUUUGGCAGGUGAUGCGGCCGCUGGUGCAAAGGAACCAGUAAUGGCCACUGUUGCAGCAUCAGAAGCGAGCAAUGCUUUGGAGAAGUUGGGAAUGUCUGACAAAGGUAUCGAGAAGGUCAUCAAGGCAUUUGCUGAUGAUGCAGGCUGUGUCGACUACCAACGCCUCAUCUCUCACUGCGCUGAGUUGGCGGAGGAUCUCCUUGAUCAUGCACUCUGGCGGGUCUUCACCGCAGCCGGCGAAGAUCACCGAGGAAUUUUAGGAGCUGCUGAGUUGGAGAAGGCUUUAGCAGAAAGCGCUGGCGAAGGUGGCGGAGCUGACAGGGCAGGUGGUGGUGAACCCGAUUCGCAAGGGCCCUUCGGCUUGGAAAUGAAAGCCAGUGACAUCGUGAGGCAAGUGGCGUGCGGCCGGCAGCAGGUGACCUUUGAAGAACUUCGAUCCGCGGUGAUACAACGCCAGUCGACGCAGGCAACGAGUGGGACAGAUUGA